Choloepus didactylus (southern two-toed sloth) is the source of this 9800-nucleotide messenger RNA. RefSeq names its product serine protease 23 (gene PRSS23). The record is from RefSeq and is a predicted model, not a curated record. Gene Ontology annotation, biological process: proteolysis. The coding region runs from base 173 to 1327 and encodes 384 amino acids. NCBI's taxonomy places the organism in Eukaryota, Metazoa, Chordata, Mammalia, Pilosa, Megalonychidae. The transcript is spliced from 2 exons. Gene Ontology annotation, molecular function: serine-type endopeptidase activity.
GAUCCGCCCUCAGCCGGCGAAGCCCUCCUGCUCGCUUGCUGACUCGCUCCCAGUCGAUCGCGCGGCGGGACAGGCAUGGGAGCCGCGCGCGCUCUCCCGGCGCCCACACCUGUUUGAGCGGCGCCGCGAGCCGCGGCCGGGGCGCGCUGCUCCGCGCGGAGCGGUGCUCAGCAUGGCGGGAAUUCCAGGGCUCCUCUUCCUUCUCCUCUUCCUCCUUCUCUGUGCUGUUGGGCAGGUGAGCCCCUAUGGUGUCCACUGGAAACCCACAUGGCCUGCUUACCGCCUCCCUAUUGUCUUGCCUGAGUCCACCCUCAACUUAUCCAAGCCAGACUUUGGGGCCAAAGCCAGAUUGGAAGUGACCUCCCCAUGUGGACCCCAGUGCCAUAAGGGAACUCCACUGCCCACCUAUGAAGAGGCCAAGCAAUACCUGUCUUAUGAAACACUCUAUGCCAAUGGCAGUCGCACAGAGACCCAGGUGGGCAUUUAUGUCCUCAGCAAUGGUGGACGAGGGACCCAACGUCGAGACUCAGGGUCUUCAGGAAAGUCUCGGAGGAAGCGGCAGAUUUAUGGCUACGACAGCAGGUUCAGCAUUUUUGGGAAGGACUUCUUGCUCAAUUACCCUUUCUCAACGUCAGUGAAGUUAUCGACAGGCUGCACUGGCACGCUAGUGGCGGAAAAACACGUCCUCACAGCUGCUCACUGCAUACAUGAUGGGAAAACCUAUGUGAAAGGAACCCAGAAGCUUAGAGUGGGCUUCCUGAAGCCGAAGUUUAAAGACGGUGGUCGAGGGGCCAACGACUCGAGCUCAGCCAUCCCCGAGAAGAUGAAAUUCCAGUGGAUCCGGGUGAAACGCACUCAUGUGCCCAAGGGUUGGAUCAAGGGCAAUGCCAAUGACAUUGGCAUGGAUUAUGACUAUGCCCUCUUGGAACUCAAAAAACCCCACAAGAGAAAGUUCAUGAAGAUUGGGGUGAGCCCUCCCGCUAAGCAGCUGCCAGGGGGCAGAAUCCACUUCUCUGGUUAUGACAAUGACCGCCCAGGCAAUUUGGUGUACCGCUUCUGUGACGUCAAAGACGAGACCUACGACCUGCUCUACCAGCAGUGUGACGCCCAGCCUGGGGCUAGCGGGUCGGGGGUCUACGUGAGGAUGUGGAAGAGACAGCAGCAGAAGUGGGAGCGAAAAAUUAUUGGCAUCUUUUCAGGGCACCAGUGGGUGGACAUGAAUGGGUCUCCGCAGGAUUUCAAUGUGGCCGUUAGAAUCACUCCUCUCAAAUAUGCCCAGAUUUGCUACUGGAUUAAAGGAAACUACCUGGAUUGUAGGGAGGGGUGACACAGUGUUACUUCUUGGCAGCACUUAAUGGUAUUCAUGUAGUUAUUUUAGGAGAGACCAAGUUUUGUCAUUGGCGUGUGUGUGUAUGUGUGCAUGCAUGUGUGAGCGUGUGUUUGUGUGUGACGUGUCAUAUCUUUUACCAGGUUUCUUAAAAUUGCAAGAUGACUGGCUUUAUUAUUCAAAAACCUGUCAUAGUAUAAUCAUUUAAGCAGUUUGAAGGCAUACUUUUGCGUAGAAAUAAAAACAUACGGAUGUAUGGGGCAAUGGGGAAUAUUUGGCAAUUAAGUUAAUCUUUCAUUUUUUUGAGAACUUUGAUUUUUAUUUCAUCUGAAUUUGUUUCAAAGGUUUAUAUUGAAUUUGUGGCAUAUAGGAGAUGUAAAUUCAUAUGUGUGUGUUCUUUCCGGAGAUUCAUCUUUCUUUCUUUGCUUGCAGAUGGUAAAGUUGCCCACAGCACACAACUCUUAGGAAACUUUCACGACAGUUCUUAGAGAGACAGACAAUUGUAAUAUUCUGGAUUUGAGGUCAUUUGCUCAGUAGUCCUUGAACAAUAAAUUGUUGGCUAUAUUUGUACACAUAUUAAACUAUAUCUUACAGUAAACCAGUAGCCAAAGCUGCUUUUAGUUUGGACAUAGUUUCUCUUCUGAAGAAUUUUGCUCUACUUUGGGGGAAGACUUUGCCAGCUCUGCCGUCACACCAGAGUAAGCAAGAUCGUUUAUCUUUAUCCUCUCAUUUUACAGGAUUUCACUCAUUUCUAGGACUAGCUGUUUCUCUGGAGACAAUAAUCAGGACCUAAUUAGAACCGACUCUAUUGCUUCCCAGCUGAGAGUUGUGGUCACACUAAAAACAAUCAUAGCUUUUUACCUCUAGAGUGUAGCACAUCUCAUGUUUUAUCAUUUGGAUGGAGUAAUUUAAAAUGAAUUAAAUUCCAGAGAACAAUGGAUGCAUUGCUUGGCAGAUGUCACAACAGAAUAACCCACUUGUUUGGAGCCUGGCACAGUCAUCAGCCUAAUCAAAAAUUAUUCUGCAUAGUUUUCUGUGUACUUUAGGGGAGCUGUGUACUUGUUCAAUUUGGAAACUUUUCCCUCUCACUUUACUUAUUUUAUAGUGAAAAUAAGUGAAGGGUGCUUUAAAAAAACCAGUAUGACUUUUUUUUCACUGUUUUAAAGGGGGCUAUUUUGGUGGAAUGCUCUAGGCUACAGGCACAUGUAACCAUGUACAAAUAGUAAAAAUGAAAAUGGGAAAAAUGCAGAAUGGGUGAGACUCAUGCACCCCAAUAAACACCUUACUAAUGUUUUAUCAAUAUGAUAAAAACAGCAUAUAAAGAAAAGACAAUUAUUUUAUGUUUUCAUUUCAGGGCUCUCAACCUAAGCAUUUCUUUCUAAAUGUUUUAAGUGGAGAGAAAAAGCACAUGGACUCCAAGGCAGAUGUUUGCUGUGCUUGCACCCUGUGUGAUUUCAACCUGAGUUAUGGCUGUUUGUUUGUGAGGACAUUCAAAUACAGCACUGGUGCAUAAAAAUUCUCUGGGUGGCUUUUUUUCUUGUGUUUCUUGAGCUUUUCUGAAAGAUAUUCCUGAUAAGGCACUCAAGAAAUGUACAGUCACAGUGCUUUCUUCAAAUCAUAUAAGAAAUAUUAUGCAUAGCAAAGAGCUGCAGGCCCUCCAGGAAUCUUCUGCGUUCUAGCUCAUUUUGCUUUGGAAUCUAGCAGGAAUCUAGCCUGAGGAAGAAGAGAGGUUUCCAUCUCUGUCUGGUAUUUGGUUUGGGUUUGGGUGGUUUUUUUUGUUGUUGGGUUUUUUUGUUUGUUUUUUGUUCUGUUUGGUUGGUUGGUUGUUUUUUUGUUUGUUUGUUUGUGUUUUUUUGCUUUUACUUUGUGCAAAAAGUUCACUGGGCCAGAACUGUUGUGUUGCUUUUUUAAAAAAAUAGAUGCUCCUCAUAUGAAGCACCUUGGUUUCUCGAUUUUGAUUUUUCCGCAAAGCUGAAACUUCCCUCAGCAAGGAUAGGUUACGGCACAAAUCAAAACAAUAUCUAUGUUUACUUCACAAGUGGAUGUAAUUUACUAAAGAAUAGUGCCCUCAAGCUAUGUAUAUAGCAUAGCUUAUAGAACUAUAAAAGAAAACUGUAAAAUAAUUGGACUUGUUUCCAAUAAAAGAAAACAGGUAUAAAACUAUCAUAUUAAUUGACAUUAAAAAAAGAACUCAAGAUAUUAUUAAUAUAAUUAGUACUUUACAUGUAUGAGUUAAAUGCCUUAUAAAGAUAGAUUGCUAGUAAAGCUAAUAGAACAUUUCCCAAAAUGUGCUCCUUAAACACUGGUCCCUCCAGAUUUUCUACCAAAAAAGGGGGGGUGGGGAGUACCAUUAUCAGGUAGGUGGGAGAUGCCUCUGCAGACUCCCUCUCUUCAUUAGGGAUUCAUAUGCUUGUUAGCACAUUAGAAGCUCUAAAUCCUAUGCUAAAGAAACAUUAGCAUUUUUAAUUCAGUAUUUCAAUAAACAUUUUGAUCACAGAGCCUUUUCUUUCUCAUAUCAUGCUUAUGAGCAAUCUCAUGUUCUAAUGAAUACAUUUUGGGAAUCACUGUAACAGCCUUUUGGUCGAGGUGAUGAUGCACAAAGUAUGAUGAGCCCCAAGUAGUGCAGGUGGAGGUGCCUUUGGUUUAACCAGAAUACUGUAACCAGGACUUGGAAAUGUUCACAGCAAAAAAUGGGAAAGGAAAAACUUAAAAAUUCUUUAUCACUGACAAUCAGAAGGCUGUGGCAGAAUGUGGGACACUCAUUUUAAAUAGACUUUAUUCAGAAUUUUGCAUUUCAGAAGGGAGUUAGUCCAAAACAGUGAAAAACAGGGCUAAAGAAGUAAAGAAAUCAGGGUCAUUAGUGACAGAGUUGCAUUCCUAUUCUUUCUUUACUUUUUUUGCACCAGAAAGGGAAUUCAAAAAAACAAAAAAAAGUGGAAAGCAAGUUGGAACACGAAGAUCAUUUCUCUUAAUUUCCCCGUCUUUUGUGUAGCUCAGUCUACCUGUCUCAGUGAGUGGGGAGAAUCCCAGUGACACCUGGGUCACUUAUUUAAGGUAGUAAUCCAUCUCUCUAACAACCCUUAGAAGAGGUCUUCAAUUUAGAACUUGGUGAGAACAAUUAAGCCCACACUGGAAUGACAACUCUUUAGUCUACUGUCUAGUCAAAAGUAUAAUAGUAAUGUCUGUCAAAAGUAUAAUAGUAAUGUCUAAUGCAGGGUGUCCAGAGGAAUUCUGGUGGCCCUCUGCUCUCUCUCACUGAGAGCAGUGGACAUUCCCGCAUGGGUCUGGAUUUCCUUCUUGCUUCAUCUGGGUUCUGCUGCUGUGUGUCUGCCCUCUCUGUCCUUGUCAUGAAUCAGCUCAAGGAUGCCUUGAAGUUGCCUCUGUUGAUUGAUUUCUAUGGAUGUUUGAUAGGGUGACCAUUUCAUUUUUCAUUCAGAAUGUAAUUCUUUUUGGACUGAAAGAGGAGACUAUUGAUAAUUAGGCUGGGACUGCAGGCAUAAACCAGGUAUGUCCCAGGCAAACCAGCACGUUUGUUCACCUUAUUGUCAAACCAUUCAAAGCACUGUAUGGAAUGCCAACCAACAGCUAUCCUGGUUAUCCUAGGAACAAGGGCGGGCUGCAGGUCCCUGUCUGUCUGUCUGUGGGUUUGCAUUGUUUGUGGUCCCUGCUGGAGGUAUCUGUUGCCUGGAUCAGCAUUCUGAGGGCCUCUGAAAGAGGAAACGCGUCUAAAUAUCCUUUUGAUGGGGGUGGGGCUGAGAGUCCCUAGGUAGUAAGCCAUUUCUAGCAGAUGAAUGACACAUCUGUUUUUAGUCUGCUAUUUCCCCAGAGGAGGAAAUAAACCAACUUCCAGGGCAAAAAUAAACAAGCCUGAGAGCUGUGGCAGCAGGCUGGAGUGGGAAAAUGAUGGCCUUGGAGUCAGGCAGACUGAUUCCAUAUUUGACUGUUUCCUUUGGGCAAUUAAAACUCAGUGCAGGUCAACUAUUCAACAUGGAGGUGGAGGUCGAUAAGCUGGAACUGAUGGCCGUGGAUCCUUAGAGGAGAUCCUUCUCAUCAGAAGGAUUCCCAGAAAGCUGACUCUGAUCUGGAUUACAUUCAGUACAGGCUGGACUAUGAAAUCAAGACAAAUCAUUCUGAUUCAAUAGGCGAGAAAAGUCCAAUUACUCUUUUAAAAGAAUUAUCAGCGAUAAAGUUUCAAUAGCAGACUUUGCAUGCACGCUUUAAACCAGUUGCUGUUGAGCAGAAAGAGACUAAGAGCCACAUUUGUGCUACUUUGAAUAAGACUAUGACCACGAUACAAGAACUACCGGAGCUGUCACCACUGACUGAAGAAGAGAAAAGUGCGGCAGAACGAUUAAAAUCUCAUAUACCAGACUUCUGAAGAAAUGGUCUUGGCAAAAGGGGAUUCUAAUGGAGAAGAGAUCAGGUCUAGAGAAAUUUAAGAAGGUAUCUUGUUAGUACUUUCUGACUAGAGGUCAGGGAAUGCUGGUAAGGGAGAAGAGGGUUUGUCUUGGGUGACUGGACAAUAAUGUCUUUCACAAAAGAGGGCAGACAUUGUAUAAAUAAGAUCCAGACAAAAGGAUGGAGCAGGAAUAAAGGGAUUUAAAAAAUAUUUUUCCACUUAGUUUUAUAAUAUCAGGCAAGGAAAUCCCUAAUACUGUUUUUGGUACCUAAUACAGUACCAUUCACUGUACUGCAACUACAAUUUAAUUCUUUUUCAUUUUAAACAUUUGUGUAUUUUUGUGUCACAACUCCAUUAUUCUUUUAGUUGGGGUAAAAGUCACAUUAUUUUAUAGUGAACAAUUCAGUGCUAUCAUUCUUAUCAACAGUUGCCUAGUAAGACAUUGUAUAGAUGUACCAUAAUUUUUACCAGUUUCUUAUCGAUAGCUAUUGAAGCAGUAUUAUAACAGAUAAGUUAGGACUUUGUUUUGGAGGGGGGAGGGUGUGAGGUCUGCCCAGCCUUCCUUCUUUAAGGGAUGCUGGUGGACUAAUUGAUCACAGGCUUUCCAACACCAGCUCUUGGCACAUAACCUCAGCUUGGUAUCUUGCCAACUAAAUUCUUUUUUGCUUAAGUUAGCCAGAAUCUGACUUUGUGCUUCCAACCAACAGCUCCUAAUUAAUGGCACAGAUUUUCUAAUUUUUAUGAACUAUUGCAAUGUCAUUAAACAUUUUUGGGUUCUUGGGCAGAUAAAUCUAUAUGACCUAUUUGUACAGGACUCCAUUUUAAUAUUUAUAAUUUAUUACACUUUGUCUUGUCUGUUACUAGAUAUUGGAUUCCUUGAGAGCAAAAAUCACUUCUCAUUACUCUUUUGAAUUCCAAACACAGAACUGUGUUCCAUAAGUAAUUUUUUGUGAAAUAAUUUUUCUGACCCAGAGUAAUAUUCCUAAAUUACGUCUUUGUUCAUGGCACUCACCUAGUUAAAUAAAAUUGUUGUUGCCCACUACUUAUAAGAAAGUCCAUAUGCCUGGACCUGAAAAUCCAAAUCCAGGUCUUCAUAGCAUGUACACUAUAGAUUGGGUUAAGCAUAAUAAAUGUAUGCCUGCAACAAACCAGACAGGAAACAUUAAAACAAAAACAAAAACAAGAAAAAGCAAACUUGGUGCAAUUUAGUUUAAAAUUUAACCCCUUCUGGGCUCCAGCUCCUCCAGUGGGUUAGGAUGGAGCAGAGGAAGAGCUGCUCUUGGGGUGCCCUUAUGGAGCAGACAGCCCUCUCAAGUGAGAACCAGCAAAACGCCUCAAGCCCAGCUCUCCUCUUCUGUGCCUGCAGGUCCUCUGGGAAACUCCUGACUGAGCCGCCCAUUGAAGAUCUAGGCCCCCCAGUAGGAUCAUAUUUGGUCUAUUCAAGAGACAGAGGCCUGUGUGGACAGAGCAUAGUGAACAAGACAGACAGGGACAGAAGAGGGAGUUGGAGAGGUAGGCUCUGGCUGGUUUAAACUGGGAUUCUGGAUUCCGGCAAGGGCUUUGGCAUUCAUUCUACUUGCCAUAGUUGAAGGAUUCAAAUUAGGGGAGUGAUGGGGUCUGAUCAGGGCCAACAUAUCCAUCAGGUACAGGAGGCACAGUGCCUAAGGCCCACACACCUUUAGGGGCCUGCAUUUGUUACCUAUGGCUGCUGUCACAAAUUACUAACGAACUUCAUGGUUUAAAACAACAUAAAUUUAUUCCCUUAAAAGUCUGGAGGACAGAAGGCUGAAAUGAGUCUUAUGGGGCUAAAAUCCAGGGGAUUUGCAGCACCAUGCUCCCUCCGGAGACUUCUGGGAGAGAAUCUGUUUCCUUGCCUUUUCCAGUGCCCAGAGCUGAAGUCCUUGACUCACGGCCCCCUCCUCCAUCUUCAGAGCCAGCAGUGCAGGAUCUCCUCUCUCUUACUCUGCUUCCAGCACAUUGGAUUCUUCUUGUCUGUCUAUAGUCUCCCUCUGUCCCACCAGGAUGAUCCAGUAUAAUCUCCCCAUCUCAAGAUCCUUAACAGAAUCACAUCUGCAAAGUCUUUUCUAUAUAAGGUAACUUUAACAGGUUGCAGGGAUUAGGACUUGAACAUCUUUUGAGGGGCUUGCCAUAGGACACAAAAAUUGUUUUAAUUUCUUUUAAAAUCAGACAAAACCCCCAAAAUCUUAGGUCUAAGAAAAUGUUUGAAUAUGUAAUGUCAAUAUAUUCAUCUUUAUACCAAUGCAGUCAUAAAACAAUUUUUUUUUUUUUUAUGGAAGAAGGGUCCACAAAAUAUAAUGUUGUCUUGAGGCUGAUGUAUAUGUUAAAACUUCUCCUUGGAUGCUAAAUGGAGAAUGGAUUUUAGAAGACGGAAGUAGCAAAACCAGUCAUCUAGGUGAGAAUGAUGGUGACUUCGACGAAGGAAAUAGAGGAAGCUGAAUUAGGCUUACUGGGAAGACAGUAUACAUUUGAAAGCCAAGCCAAGCUGAAUAGGUUAUGAUGAAAAAGAGGAAUCAAGAAUGACUCCAGCUAGAUUCCAGGUGCCAUUUGCUGAGAUGGGACAGACUGAGGAGGAGGGUUAGGUUUGGAUGGGGGAAAUGAAAAUCAAGACUUCUCAUGUUGGUCACGCUAGGUUUGCUAUGUCUAACAGACACUCAAGUAGAGAUGUCAAGUAAGCAGCAGGAUCUCUGAUUGUGAAGCUCUGUGUAGAACGAUCUGGAAUCACCAGGAAGAUGUUAUUUAAGGCCACAGAUUAAGAUAAUAUCACCUAGAGAGAGAAUGAGGUGCGAGAAGAGAAGAGGGCUGAGGACAGAGUUCUGGCCCACUGUCACUUGGAGGAUUGGUUUGGUGGAGGAAGAGAAGGAGGCAGAAGCAGCAGCCAGUGAUGUCAGAGGGAAAUCAGGAAAAUGUGGCCUCCCAGAAAAGAGGCUUGAAUGGGGCGAGGGUGGGGGUGUGGGAGUGGGGUGUUUGAAACAAGAUCAGGUUGGGUUAGGUUGUAUUUAGAAAUGUCCCUCUGGCUACUGUGGGCAGGGUGGGGUGAAGGCAGGAGACUUGGGAGGAGUCCUCCAAAGCCCCAGCUUUAUCCAGGACAUGCAGAUCACCUUUUGCCUCUCUGUGCUGCCUUCCACCACAGCACGGGGCCUUUUCACCGGGUAUGUUCAAUCAAUGCCUGUGCCUAACAAUCAGCUACGUGAAACCUCCAUGUGGAGCCUUGGUGGGCUGCACCACAGGAAGUACCAGGCCCCUCCCUGGAGAAGCAGAAGCUUCAACAGGCUGUGAAAAUGUGGGGUCAGGGAGGCUCACUGCGGUCCCCUUCUGUCUCUCCUGAUGCUUUCUGAGGGGCAUGAAGUGCAGGAUGACUCUUGAGUGUGGUAUUUCUAUGUGUGUAUCUCAAGUGUGUAAAAAUACCGAGCACUCUCUUAGUCUUGAUUUAUCACUGCCCCUUGUCUCCAGACUAUUAAAAGGACUAAGGCUCUCUCUUCCAUAAAGAGCAAGGACAGCUUUGAGAAGCAUCGAGUUCCAAUCCUAUGAAGCAAGACUGAAGCGUUUGCAUGGGAGAGAAAGAAGAGUGUCAGGAAAUCAAAUAAAAAGAGCAAGUGGCUGGAAACGGAGCAGCAGCCGUGGGAACAGAGGCCAGCCUUGCCAUCAAAUUAGCUGUCCCAGGAAGGCCUCCCCUGGCCAUCUUCUCUAAAAGUUCAACUCUCCCCAGUCCCUGCUGCAGACGGUUCUAAUUCCGUUCCCUCCUUUGUUUUUUUCUGCUUGGCAGUUAGCACUAUCUCACAUACUCUAUAUUGUUUUUAUCUUAUUGUUUUUUGUCCUUCUCCACCACUAGAAGGUAACUUCGUGAGGGCAAGGAGGUUUGUCUGUUAUGUUCACUGUUCUACACCCCAGCACCUAGAACACUGACUGGCAUACAGGUUCCCAAUAAAUACUUUUCAAAUGAAUGAUCCCAGUAGGUGUAUAUAACCUGUAACACCAUGACUUGAGAUACUUGGGCUUGGGUAUUUCUUGAGUCCAAACAUUUUCCUAAAUAAAAUUUUUGUAAUGUCUUAUAUA